Molecule: messenger RNA, 327 nt
Organism: Diaporthe amygdali
Lineage: Eukaryota; Fungi; Ascomycota; Sordariomycetes; Diaporthales; Diaporthaceae
Exons: 1
Coding region: 1-327 (108 amino acids)
Source: RefSeq, a predicted model, not a curated record
AUGAAGGCCAUUUCCCUGCUCGCCGCUAUUCUGCCCGCUGCAUCAGCAGUGGACUGGACUCUCACCGGGUACGAAUCAGACAACUGCGAUAGCACGACUGCUGUCUAUGAGAACGGAUCUGAUGGAGUAAACUUCACCUGCUAUUCGUUCGGUGAAACGGUUCACAGCGCGGACUUCGAAGGCAACAACUUCUGGUGUUUGUAUCUGUAUGGGGACGGGGGGUGCCAGGAUGAGACCAAGUACCUAGCAACUGGAGCGACGGGCUGCCAAGUCGGCGACUGGGGGAGCUACUCGUUUGCCAUCCCGUCCCAUGGCUUUCCUUGUUAA